CAUGCCAUAUUUGACACCUGUGUCACUUUUGAAGAGGGCCAAGCUGCUGUGGGCUGUCUUUUCUUCCAGUUUGAAACUGACGCCUGCCGGGCAGAGGAGAGAGACGGGAUAAUGAGGGGACAUGUUCUAGAAGCAGCACGAACCCAUGCAGUCCCUGAGGACCAGCAGUGGUGACUAGGAUCUGUGAGCAUCACUGGAGAAGAUGCAGCUUUUUCCCCGCUCUCUGUCUCUGUGGUUUAAAAGGCCAGGCCGAGGAUUUGGAAAAGGAGGUGCUGGCAUGGAUUGGGGGUAGGGAAUCUGGGCUCGGAGAAAGCCAGACACAGCAGAACUAUUCUGUCCCAGAGCUGCAGGGUCCACAGAUUCCAGCCCAAACCAGCCAAUGGGAGAAGGCCCUCUAAUCCCAGAGAACUAAAGAAUUCUCUUCAGUUAUCCACCUUCACUGCUGAACCCUACUCCUGACCUCCACCCCCACCCUUACCCCUGCCCCGUUCAGAGGAGCCUGGAGGCCCCCAGGAGCACAGUCUCAUACUCCAUGAAGUGAAUCCAGCUUGACUGGCCUUCCAAGCAGAGUUUGAAGAAUGUUCUAAUGGAAAUGUCAGCCAGGACUAUGAAGCCUAACUUUGACAUGAAGAGAAAGGCAGACUCCUCCAGUCCCCCUGUUCUUGGUCCCUUUCUCUCAGAGCCUCACACUAGCCCUGGCCCUACCCCCGGCCCCCAACCCCGCCUCACACCCAUGGCUCUGCUCACCUCCCAUUUGAGAAGGGAGGGGAAAAUGCAGCAGUUGAUUUGCAUUUAGAAAAUGAUCAUGGGCCCGGCCCUCUGCAGCAGUGAAGGGGUUAAGAGGCUGGGCCAGCCACCUCAGCCUGCCCCUCCCAGGGAUUAAGAGUCCUCUAUAAAGGGGACUGUCCAUCCAGAUCGCGGCCAGGGGGGUAUCAGGGACCCAGGCAUCGUGCCCAUCCCCCCUGCCAUGUGGGAACUGCGGUCAGCCUCCUUCUGGAGGGCCAUAUUUGCUGAGUUCUUUGCCACCCUCUUCUAUGUCUUCUUUGGGCUGGGGGCUUCACUGCGUUGGACCCCGGGACCACUUCAUGUCUUACAGGUGGCUCUGGCCUUUGGCCUGGCCCUGGCUACCCUGGUGCAGGCUGUGGGCCACAUCAGCGGAGCCCAUGUCAACCCCGCCGUCACUUUCGCCUUCCUCGUGGGCUCCCAGAUGUCUCUGUUCCGUGCCUUCUGCUACAUGGCAGCCCAGCUCCUGGGAGCAGUGGCUGGAGCCGCCGUUCUGUACAGUGUUACCCCGCCUGCCGUCCGAGGAAACCUAGCACUUAAUACGUUGCACCCUGGGGUGAGCGUGGGCCAGGCCACCAUAGUGGAGAUCUUCUUGACACUCCAGUUCGUGCUCUGCAUCUUUGCCACGUACGAUGAGAGGCGGAAUGGCCGCCUGGGCUCCGUGGCCCUGGCUGUUGGCUUCUCCCUCACCCUGGGGCACCUCUUUGGGAUGUAUUAUACCGGUGCAGGCAUGAACCCUGCCCGCUCCUUUGCUCCUGCCAUUCUUACCAGAAGCUUCACCAACCACUGGGUGUACUGGGUGGGCCCAAUCAUUGGCGCGGGCCUGGGCAGUCUCCUUUACGACUUUCUCCUCUUCCCCCGGCUCAAGAGUGUUUCUGAGAGACUGUCUAUUCUCAAGGGUGCCAGGCCCAGUGACUCCAAUGGACAACCAGAGGGCACAGGGGAACCUGUUGAACUGAAGACCCAGGCACUGUAAAAGCUCCAGCUGGACCAGAAGGAGUAGGAAGCUUCUGGGUUUACAUGGAGGGGCCUGGAUGAAGAAAGAGACUGUGGGAGGGGCAUGUACUUCUUUAUUUUUAAAUUUAUGUGUGUGUGUUUUUUUGCCUUUUGCCGUGUGAAAUCUUUCAAGUUGCAUUCAUGAGCUGGUUGGUGCAAACUUCCCUUCCUCCCCAUCCCACCUCUCUUCGCCGCUGUGCGUGCAUGGUUGUUUGUAUGACUGUGAGUGAACAUGGCUAUGUCUGAGUUUGGGGGCAUGGCAUGAGAGGUAGGGAAGGGAAAAGAGGUGUCAUCCUACACCUUCCUCUCCCAACCUGGUGUGGUAAGUACAGGACACCAAGACCUUAAGGCCUUUACCAUAGUGCCAGUCAAGUGUAUGGCUCUGGGUUUCUGAGGGAGCAGGGAAGCAGUUAGUUACUCCUUAGAGGAGGCAGGUGGAAAGAGAAGUGCAGGAGACUGAGGCAUUCCAAGGGUUGGGAGAAGCAGCUGAGAGUUGGAGAGAAAAUGGAGGUGUCCAACCCAGAUCAGGAUGCAAUUGUACCAAAAAGUUUUGGAGAAGUUAACAGGAGAGUGUAGCUUACUUAUCUCAGGGAUGCUUGCCCCAGGGACUUGGGUGGGGAAGUAGCUCUGAGAAAAGUGAACACUGGAGUUUGAAUUGUUCUGUAAAUCCACAUCAACCUGUCUACACCACUUGGCUGGGUUUUGUUUUCAUUCUGGCAGGAUGGGUCUCUUUGGAGCCCCUGGGCCAUUGAGCUCCCCAGCUGAAUAAAGGGUGGGUGAACCUAGAAUCUGGAAAAAUUAAGUAGCUGUCCUCCCUGUGUGGCCUCCAGGCAGAUGAUAUUUAAGCCCAGAAGAGCUCCCUUAGGCCAAAACAGGAAAUCUGAUGCCUGGAGCAAAUGCAGAGGUAGAGGGAAGUGGUGGGAGAGAAUUUGACCCUCAAGAGUUUUAAUUUACAGCAGACCAAAACACUCUUCAAAUGGCAUCUUUCCGCUUUUAUCACCAGUUCUAAAGUCGUCUUUAUUUUCCUUUUCUGUGUUUGUCCUUUCACUUUUCUCUCAUCUGUCCUUCCCAUCUUCAGCAAAUCUCUUCUAACUCUACACAUGUCCCAGAAAUUGAUUCUUUCUAUCCAACUCUUAAUAAUUCAAGAGACACCAUUUGAUCCCUAUCUUCUGUUGAUGGGAAAAUGCUCAUCUCAACAGGGGCCAGAGGAGACCCUGACCUAAUGAUCCUAAUGAUGAGUACUUAUGUUAACCUCUUCCAUUUUGAAGCCUCCUGCAUGCUUCGCAAGCUUUAAACCUAUACCUGUAGUAAGACAGACACCCCAGCCCAGCAAAAGACCACAUUCCCGCGUAGCUCAACUCUCCAAUUCCUCACAA
This is a messenger RNA of Phacochoerus africanus (Common warthog), 3155 nucleotides long. It is a transcript of the gene MIP, whose product is annotated as major intrinsic protein of lens fiber. Gene Ontology annotation, molecular function: water channel activity. Gene Ontology annotation, cellular component: apical plasma membrane; plasma membrane. NCBI's taxonomy places the organism in Eukaryota, Metazoa, Chordata, Mammalia, Artiodactyla, Suidae. Gene Ontology annotation, biological process: transmembrane transport. The transcript has 5 exons. Bases 968 to 1759 code for a protein of 263 amino acids. The record is from RefSeq and is a predicted model, not a curated record.